Molecule: messenger RNA, 357 nt
Organism: Staurois parvus
Lineage: Eukaryota; Metazoa; Chordata; Amphibia; Anura; Ranidae
Source: the annotation of a GenBank genome assembly
AUGCAGACUGCUUCUACAAACAUUUGUGAAAGAAUGGGUCACUCUCAGGAGCUCAGUGAAUUCAAGCAUGGUACCGUGAUAGGUUGCCACCUGUGCAAUAAGUCCAUCCGUGACAUUUCCUUGCUACUAAAUAUUCCACGGCCAACUGUUAGUGGGAUUAUACCAAAGUGGAAGCAACUGGGAAUAAUAGCAACUCAGCCACAAAGUGAGCGAGGUCAGCACAUGUUGAAGCACACAGUACGCAGAAGUCACCAACUGUCUGAAGAGUCAAUAGCUAAAGACCUCAGAACUUCGUAUGGCCUUCAUAUUAGCACAACUACAGUGCAUAGAGAUCUUCAUGGAAUGUGUUUCCAUGGC